GUGUCAUUUUCAACUAGCUAGGUAGUAGAGACUAGAGAGCAUCUAUAAUGGGGACAUCUUUAUAUCAACGCUGCGUCGCCAAAGUUAUGCGGAUUCCCUUCUAUCUUUCUCUCUCCAGUCUUACAGCACUGUGAUUUCUUUGGCUUUGUCCCCAGUGGCAUAUACAAUAUUCCUCCUUUUGGGGUUGAUGGUUGCGUAGCAUUCCCGCCGUGAGGAGAAGUGGAAGCAGAAGCACGAGCAUGGAGAGAGCGAGGCGAGCUAUUCACGCUGGGGCUUGGUACACUGAUAAUGCAAGGCAAUUAGGAGAGGAGCUGGAUAGAUGGUUAAGAGCCAGUGGCCAGUCUAAGUCUCCUGAUGUACGAGGUGUCAUUGCUCCGCAUGCAGGCUACUCAUAUUCGGGUCGUUGUGCAGCGUUUGCAUUUGCAAGCAUUGAUCCUCAAAGCACGUCUCGUGUGUUUCUUCUUGGUCCCUCACACCAUUAUUACACUCCAAAGUGUGCUAUCUCAAGGGCUACAGUUUACAAGACGCCUCUGGGGGACCUUACAAUUGAUUUAGAAGUUAAUGAAGAACUUAAAGCAACCGGGAAAUUUGAGGUCAUGGAUCUUCAAGUAGAUGAGGCAGAACAUAGCAUGGAGAUGCACUUACCAUACCUUGCAAAAGUUUUUCAGGGGUGGCCAGUGAAAAUUGUACCUAUUCUUGUUGGUUCUCUCAGUUCUGAGAGUGAGGCAAUGUAUGGACGUUUACUGGCCAAGUAUGUUGAUGAUCCAAAAACAUUUUUCUCUGUCUCAUCUGAUUUUUGCCAUUGGGGAACCCGUUUCAAUUAUGUAUACUAUGAUAGAAAGGAAGGGGCAAUUUACAAAUCAAUUGAGGCCUUGGACAAGAAAGGCAUGGACAUUAUAGAAUCAGGAGAUCCUGAUGCUUUUAAAGAUUACUUGCUGGAGUAUGAUAACACCAUUUGUGGCAGACAUCCCAUCAGUGUGUUUCUUCAUAUGUUAAGGAACUGCUCAUUGAAAAUGGAUAUUUCUUUCAUUCAAUAUGAGCAAUCCAGCCAGUGUAGAAGCAUGCGAGAUAGCAGUGUCAGCUAUGCAUCAGCAGUGGCUAAAGCAGAGGCUUGAAGUAACAAAUUUGUGAUUUCAAAGACAUUACAAAUAUAAUUCUAUAAUGUUGGGCUUAAAGAGCUGGCUGUGGUUUUCAUUUGAUAUUAUUAUAUAAUUUAAUGGUAAAAUUCAAGUAUUUUGGGGUGGACUUAUCUUCCUAUGUCUUGUUUGAUCUGUGGCUUCUAGUUGAGGCAAUUAUUUUGUAGUCAACUAGUUCGUUCCACAGUUUGUUUUUUUACUCAACUUCAAAUCAUAAACGUUGCUUCUUGUUAA
Molecule: messenger RNA, 1370 nt
Organism: Cryptomeria japonica (Japanese cedar)
Lineage: Eukaryota; Viridiplantae; Streptophyta; Pinopsida; Cupressales; Cupressaceae
Exons: 8
Coding region: 240-1115 (291 amino acids)
Source: RefSeq, a predicted model, not a curated record